Symbiodinium necroappetens is the source of this 493-nucleotide messenger RNA. The record is from the annotation of a GenBank genome assembly. NCBI's taxonomy places the organism in Eukaryota, Dinophyceae, Suessiales, Symbiodiniaceae.
GUUCUGAGCUCCGUAGCACGCGUUGGGCAGUGGGAGCCAGUGCUCAUGCUGCUCCAGGAGAUGUGUUCUGCGGAAGUCACCCCGGACGCCUUCAGCCGCAGCGCCGCCAUCAGCGCUUGCGCCGCGGGUGGUCGCUGGGAAGUUGCUCUCAAAGAGCUCCAACGGCCGGGGUCCUCUGCCAACACCGCCGUCUUCAACGCAGCGAUGUCAGCGCUUCAACGAGCGGGGCUCUGGCAGAGGGUCCUCGAACUACUCAUGGAUCUGCCCAAGAAGAACCUCGAGGCGGAUUCGAUCAGCUUCAAUGUGGCCAUCAGUGCCUGCGAGGGCGCAGGGAUGUGGCAGGGGGCACUGGAGCUGCUAAAGAAGAUGUCUCGCGCUGAGCUGCAGCGAAAUGAGAUCACCUGGAAUGCGGCCGUGCGUGCGUUGCAGCAAGGUACGCAAUGGCAGCUGGCAUUGGACCUCUUGGCCCAGGCAACGCCUAAGGGGAAGAAAG